CAAUGUUUAAAAGCCCGUGGCACACAAGGAGAUAGGUUUUUAUGGAGAGCGGCUUCUGGGAACUGCUCACAGAGAAGAAAGCUCUAGGAGGGCAGAACCAGGGGCACAGAAAGAGCCAGGACUAUCUGAAGCUGCUUGCAAGUAUAGGCAAAAUGAAGGUGACUCUGGUGCAUAUGUUGUUUAUGAUGUUGCUGCUGCUGUUAGGCCUGGGCCUGGGCCUGGGCCUGGGUCUUCAGAUGGCUGCUGCAGUCCUGGAGGACAAUGAUCAGCCACUUAGUGAGUUUUGGCCUGGUGACUCCAAUGACAAAGCUGAGGCCACUGAAGAGGGAAAAGGCAACUGGACCACAGAAGCACUGGUGCUCAGCUACAAAGAAAUGGCACAAUCUGUCUGGCCACAAGAGACUACCCUCAAUGAAGAUGAGGUUGUAGGAAGCAGGAUGCUGAGGUCUGAGGUUCUCUUUCAGAGCAAACAAGACCGUCACCUUAGGUUUGACUUAAGUGCCAGGGACUGUAACACCAUGAUGACACCCAAGAUGAAGGAGUAUGAUCACGAAUGCAUAAACCAGUACACGUUCAUCCAUGAAACUCCAAGCACGGUCAAAGAAGUCUGUGAAAGUCCUGUGAUUGACUGUGACCUCAAGGGCUCCAAAUGUCAUAAAAGCUCCCGCCCUUUUGAACUGACAUUGUGCAUAUUGUCCAAACCAGGCCAACUCUUUCCCAACUGCCAUUAUCUGACUUACAUAACUGAAAAGUUCAUUAUCGUAACGUGCGAUGGCUACAAGCAAAUUAAGCUUCAGUGAGGCACCUCAUGCCUUUCUCCUCUCUGCAUCUCAUUGUCUUUCUUCUUUUGCAUUUCCAUUUGCUGAUGCUUCUGUCCCCCACUUGGGUGCCCUAUAAAAAAGAUCCUGGGAAGUGAGGAU
This is a messenger RNA of Phodopus roborovskii (desert hamster), 920 nucleotides long. It is a transcript of the gene Rnase10, whose product is annotated as ribonuclease A family member 10 (inactive). Gene Ontology annotation, molecular function: nucleic acid binding. NCBI's taxonomy places the organism in Eukaryota, Metazoa, Chordata, Mammalia, Rodentia, Cricetidae. The coding region runs from base 42 to 800 and encodes 252 amino acids. The record is from RefSeq and is a predicted model, not a curated record. The transcript is spliced from 2 exons.